CUGCAGAAAAUAUGCUGUGUUGAAGCUAUAGGCACAAUCAGAUGUUACCAAUUCACCAAAAUACAGUAAAGUUAGCAAGUAAAUAGUGUGACAAGAGUAAUUUAGUACAAGUUAGCUAGUCAGCUAACGUCAAGUUAAGGUUAUCCAAAAACAAAUUUCCAUUGCCUCGUCGUACAUUUUGAAUUGUGGCAAAUAUAGACCAGUCCCAACCAAAACCGGAUGAAUUCCUACUAGUUAACGUUAGGUGCUUGGAUUGAAAGCCGACAGUAACGUCUACUUAAACAUUUAAACAACUUGCAAACUUAGCUCGCUUUGUUAACUAUUUGCGCCACAUUAAAGCAACCAUUGACAGAUAAUUACUAUUCAGACAGGCACUUACUAUGAUCUCCCGAACCCGGUCGUGGAAUAUCUGCUCUCGAACCGACACGUCGUCCGCUUCCAUCCUCCGCUAACCAUAUCGUGAGAUAUGCACCCGUUGCUACCUAGCUAAAGAUGAAAAACAAAUGGCUCAAGACCUAAUUUUCUCCAGAGACAUAAUGCUGCCACUCCUCCGUUUGGAUAGUCCCGGUAGACACUGCUAUUUUAAUCCAGUAACCAACCGUUAGAUGUUUCUGUGGUUGCAGCACAUUCGCGGGAUAGACUACCGGCAGCGUGCAAAACUUCACGCGGUUUGUACAGGACAAGGCUGGGGUGGAGCUUGCACAUUGUGGGUGUAGCUAAUCCUGACUGAUUGAUUACGGUACAGUAAACUAUCCGUGCCGAUGGCGAACAUAAAUAAAGAGGCACCGUCAAACGAGAAUGGGAGGUUUAUAACAUUAGGAACGCCCAGCAAUAAAUAAUACAAUUUAAAUACUCUGUUCUUGAAGCUGAUUGGUUGAUGAAGACAGACUCGUACGGGAGCCGCAGGGUUCAGAGCUCGCGCUUCCGUCCUGCGCAGAUUCUCAGUCAGUACAGCUCAGUUAGGCUAAGAAUGUAUUACAAUGUUCUAACUUACGAGUUGACCAUUUAAAGUUACUGUAAUGAUACGGUAAAACCUGUGAAUGGCUGCAAACUUGAAUGGCGGUAUGGGGCGACAUUGGCUCAGCAGGUGAGCGCUCUGCACAUUUCAUCAUUGUAUUCCAAAGUCCACGUGCCGCUGACACGGACAGAAACGACGUAAACGAGAAAGUUGUCGCUACAGCUGAGGAUAAAGGCGGAUCACAGGGUGGGAUGAGAGGUGUCCAGUGAAGCCACUGGCCCAGGCAUUCCUCCAUGGCUAAGGGAGUGGUGACUGCAUAUGCCCUUUGGGCGUUCGGGGGCCCGCUGGGCCUGCACCACCUGUACCUGGGGAGGGACAGCCACGCCCUGCUGUGGCUCCUCACCCUGGGGGGGUUUGGGGUGGGCUGGGCCCGGGAGCUCUUCCGCAUCCCGUCAUACGUUGGCGAGGCCAACCGGGAGGCGGCCAGACGGACUCCGCGGCACCCCCUGGCCAGGCCCCCGCCCAUCAGCGUGGCCCGCUUCGCCGGGCAGAUCUGCGUGGGACUGUACUUUGGCACGGUGGCGCUGAUCGGGCUGAACUCGCUCAGCUUCUUCUACCUGAUGGUGCUGCCGCUGUGCGUGGGCGCCGGGGUGCACCUGGUCAGCAUCGCAGGACACGAAACCUCCGACCUGCGGAAGACGCUGACCGCCUGCCUCAUCACCUCCCCCAUCUUCUACGGCAGCGCUCUGUCGCCCCUGCCCAUCAGCCUGGCGGCCAGCUUCACCGCCGCCCAGCACCGGCAGUUCAAACAACCCCGGCCCACCAAUGCCCUUCCCGAACCACUGGUUUCCCGUCUCUACCGCCUGGGCCUGGCCUGGCUGGCCUUCUCAGCCCCUCUGGGGUACUGCGUCUUCCACAACACCACCGCCACCCUGUACUACCUGUCAGACUGCGUGGUGGCUGUUCUGGAUGCGCUGUGGUUCUUCCCCUGGUUUGGAAGGGCUCUGGAGUACCUCCUCCUGCUGCCCUACAGGAUUCUGUGCACUGUCACCGGAGGAGGAGGAGGACUAGCAGAGGAGACCUGGAGAAAAGUGAUGGAGAUCCUGCUCCAGGAGUACAGUAAGAGAGAGAAAGAGGCGCUGAAGGUGCUUUUAGUCAGUGAGGAAGCCUCUCUGGAGGAAAUAACACAGAGCUACAGGGAGCUGGUGAAGGUGUGGCACCCGGACCGCAACCGCAACCGGGCCCAGGAGGCCCAGGAGAUGUUCAUUCAGAUCCAGGAGGCUUACGAGACGCUGCUGCGACACCACAAGGCCUUCCACCGGAAGUAGCCUGAUUUCCCCACAAACAGACCUGACUGGACUCUAAAUUGUAGCGCGUAUAUAGUGACUAUAAGCAUUGACAUGUUUUAGACUAUUUUUAAUGCCCAUUUUCCUUUAGUUCUCAAGGCUGCAAUAUACCCAUAUAUUAAGUUUGCAAUAUACCAAUAAACUAGAGUAUAACCUGCACUGUGUUAAGCCUGGACAUGAUCACCACUGAGGGCCAUUGACUGCUCUGCAAAUAUAACAAGAAAAUUGUAUGCAGCCAGCCUGCCAUUGCUUAUUUUAUUGUCUAAAUUGAGCUGAGCUACAUGUUCAAACAGGUGGACUGCACCAUUUAUGCAGCUGCCACAAGCAGGCAGCAGGCACCUGAUUGACUUGAUGUGUCGCUAUUGUGCAAUAUUGUGUAUUUUGCUUACAGUACUAUGAAAAAUGAUGUGCCCCCUUCCUAAUUUCCUCUGUUAUUGCAUACUUGUUGCAAUAAAUGGUUUCAGAUGAAAA
This is a messenger RNA of Conger conger (European conger), 2775 nucleotides long. It is a transcript of the gene dnajc22, whose product is annotated as DnaJ (Hsp40) homolog, subfamily C, member 22. Lineage: Eukaryota; Metazoa; Chordata; Actinopteri; Anguilliformes; Congridae. Gene Ontology annotation, biological process: endocytosis. Bases 1252 to 2286 code for a protein of 344 amino acids. The record is from RefSeq and is a predicted model, not a curated record. The transcript is spliced from 5 exons. Gene Ontology annotation, cellular component: plasma membrane; early endosome.